Messenger RNA from Paramecium octaurelia, 450 nucleotides. The record is from the annotation of a GenBank genome assembly. Lineage: Eukaryota; Ciliophora; Oligohymenophorea; Peniculida; Parameciidae.
AUGCAAAAAAAAAAACGAGGACGACCAAAAAAAUAAUAACAAAAAUAAUAAAAUGUCAGUCCAACCCACCGAUCAAUCUCUCUUAGAGAUAGUAAAUAGCAAGAUCGCUAAUGUACCACACCUUAGUAUGACAAGAUCAUGGCCCAAAUCAAAGAGACUUAUGCCUCCUUAAAUGAUGCCAAACUCCAAAAGUAGCAAACAUCACCAUCUCAAAAAAAGACACAAAAAAUUGACAAAGCCAAUAAAAAGUUGAAACGAAUUUCCAGGCAUACCAGAAAACCAAUCACAAAAGAGUAGAAGGUUAAGGUGGAAUCUCAGGAAUUAUAAGAGAAUGUAGAAAAACUCAAAGCCAAGUUUAGUCAAAUAUUUAAGAAAUUUAUCGAAAAUGUAAAGGGAGAAAUUCUAAAGACCGAAUAGGAGUUAUUGAAAAUAUCACAUCAUAAUUUCUGA